Molecule: messenger RNA, 2358 nt
Organism: Stylonychia lemnae
Lineage: Eukaryota; Ciliophora; Spirotrichea; Sporadotrichida; Oxytrichidae
Source: the annotation of a GenBank genome assembly
AUGAUCAUACUACAAUUACUAAACUCGCUAGGAUUAUUCUUAGCUUCAACUCUUUGCAAGAACUCUGCUUAAGCUAUUGAAACCUAAUAGGAAGAUGUUAGAGUGUUUUCCUUGCUUCCCCAUAAAGUUGCAUCUAAUUUGAGAAAUUUGCAUUACAAUGUUGAUAACCUGAUGAGAGAUAUUGAGGAUAAAUUCGGGUCGCAUUUUAAAAUUUUUAAGCUAUUCUGGGAGAUCUUGGAAAGAAACACCUUCAUGCUGGAGAAAAAAGAAAACAAAGAUCUGCUAGAGCCAAUAAGAUUGUUUGCUGAUCUUAAUAAGUUAAAGUUCUACAAGGAUAAUCUGUUGAAAAUGAUUAAGUAAGCAAGAGCAAUCACAGUUGAUGUGCAUCCUUAUCUCGAAAAUGAUGAUGAUCCUAAUAUUAGACUAUUUGAGGAAGACAACCUAAGGUCUUAUUAAUAAAUCAGAGCAUUCGAUGAAAUAAAAUUCCUUGAUCAAUGCGAAUAAUAGAACUUAAGAAUCGACAUAAGCGAGAUAGAAUUUUACAUCGAUGAAUUUGAGUGUCUUUGUUAAGAGGUUAAAUUGAUUAAAAGUCUAACGGAACAAGACCUACUUCCUAUAUAUGACACAAUGACAUAGCUGUUUGACGAUUAAAUUGAGGAAUACAUAGAAAGAAAAGAAACUGGGCUUUCAAUGAGAGAAUUAUAAGCAUUUUACAAAAUAAGGACAAAGAUUCUUCACAGCAAGAUAAGUGAACUGAAUCAAUUGGUAGAAAAUUAAAAUGAGGAUAUUAGAGGGACAAGAGGUUAAUAUACUGAUGAACUACUAACACUUAAAGAUGAAGUUAGCGAACUUAGGCAACUUCAAAGCCAUCUAGAAGUUCUAUAAUAGAGUGCUGAUUACUAUAUGACGAAUGGAACAAACUACGGGCACAACAAUAACUUUAUGCAGGAUUACGAGGGAAAUUCAUUUGAAAAAAAUAUCUAACUUCGUGCAAGCGAGGCUACAAAAUCACUUUAUGACAAAGCAAAGACUAAAGCUAUUCAUUAGAAAAAUAAGCUAAGCACACAUAGUAAGGGAAAUGGUACUUAAAGAGUAUAACUAACAUAAACAUCAUAAACAAAUUUAAAAAAUCUAGUUAAAAAGAGGUCAAGAAAAAACUCCAAAAAUUACGAUAGCACCAGAUAAUACGUCAGAAGUUCAACAGAUGAUAUGACUUAAAACAAUAAACUAUAAAUCAAUUGCUUCGACAGUAGACCAACUUCUUAAUUAAGUGGUGGAAGGGGAUCAUUAAAUCUUGAUAAUCAACCCACUACUGUUAAUAAUUCAAAUAGAAAUAGCAAUCUAGCUAUCAAUCAAUAUGGCUAUAGGAAUUAAAAUAAUUCAUAAAACCCAUUCUAUUCUAUUGAAAAGGAGCUUUAAAGAGGUAAACUUGGUUAAGUCUUAAUCGAUCAACCAAUGCUUGAGAACUUUUUCACUUAGUCCCCUAUUCAUGGAUCAGCUGCACCUAAAAAUAAAGGUCAAAUGUUUACAUCAAUUGAUGAUUUUAUUAGAGAAUCAGCCGUUAACACAAACUAUAACAGUUAAAAGAAGAAUGAAAACGAUGAUAAUUAUCAAUAGGAGGAGGAUGAUUACAUUCAAGAUUAUAAUAAUCCAGUUAUGGUGACUGAUUUCCAAACAGAAACACGUAACUCACCAGUAAAUAACAAAAUGCCAAAGAUUACCUUAAACUCUUGUGAAGAUCAGUUUGGUACUUUUGAAACUACCUAGUAUUCAACCUAAAAUAACAAUUAAAGACCUUCUACAAAUUACAUGCAGCUCUAAAGAAUUAAUGAACUUUUUGGUUCUGAUGAACAACAUAACAUUCAUAAUGAUGUUAUGAAUAAUCUUAACUCUGAUAGGUCUCACCGAUAAAUAAAAUCUACUGUUGAUGAGGAUAUAGUGGACCUUCUAAACAAUAGACCUCCUAGUUCUUCUAGUCAAAAUGAUCUCGAAAGAAAUAUGUAUCUUAAUGAGUCAAUCGAUAAGAUAGAGGAGAGAAAUAAUGAAGAUGAUGCAGAUAUUGAUGAUAAUUACGAUAUCUGCACUGAAAACUAUGAUAUUGGAUUUGGCCACUCUAAUAGAACACCAAAUGAUAAAAUAGUUAGUGUUCCUCAUCUUAAAAAAAUGGUUUCAGACAGAAUGACUCCUGAGUUUAAAUUAAACAGCGAUGAUUUUAUCAAAAGAGAUAGUCGAGCUAAUAGUAGCAGUAUAAAUGAAGAUGGUAUCUCUCCUAGACUUGAAGGGAAUCAUCCAUAAAUGUCAAACAUGAAGAAACGAAUUGUUAGAGCUUUUACUGUCGAAGAGGAUAUAAGAGAUUGA